Molecule: messenger RNA, 1281 nt
Organism: Phycomyces blakesleeanus NRRL 1555(-)
Lineage: Eukaryota; Fungi; Mucoromycota; Mucoromycetes; Mucorales; Phycomycetaceae
Exons: 9
Coding region: 1-1281 (426 amino acids)
Molecular function (GO): metal ion binding
Source: RefSeq, a predicted model, not a curated record
AUGCCCAAAAGCAAAUUGUUGUUUGUGCUCAUUGAUGGUGUUGGAGAUGUGGCCGUGCCCGAACUAAAUCACAAAACACCACUUCAAACAGCACACAUUCCAUGGAUGGACAAACUAGCCUCUAGUGGUCUGAAUGGAUUGAUGGACUCUGUAGAGCCUGGGUUGGCAUGUGGAUCGGAUACUGCACAUAUGUCUCUAUUGGGAUACAAUCCACGGCAAUACUAUCGUGGGAGAGGUGCAUUCGAGACAAUGGGUGCCGGUCUUGAUAUGAUCCCAGGAGACAUUGCUUUUAAAUCGAAUUUUGCAUACAUAGACAAAGCUACAGGUAUUGUCCUGUCUAGAAGAGCUGAUCGUCAUUUUGAAGGACUGGGCCCUACUCUUUGUGCAGCCUUGGAUGGGAUUAUAUUGCCUUCAUUUCCUAAUCACACUGUUGCUGUAAAGUAUGCUACUGAACAUCGAUGCGGUGUGCGAGUAAGAGGGCCAAAUCUGACAGAUGAAAUCACAGGCACAGAUCCUCUCAAAGACAAUUUGCCAUUGGUACUAUGUGAACCUACUACUAAUUCACCAGAUGCCAAGAUGACCAGCAAAUUGAUUAACGAACUUUCGAAUGAAUUCUACAACGUCCUCAGUAAACAUCCUAUUAAUUCAGAUCGAAAGAAAGCUGGAAAGAACCCUGCAAACUGUGUUCUCUUACGCGGAUGUGGAAGUUGUAUUAAUAUUCCAAGUAUUUAUGCUCUGCAUGGUCUCAAGAGUUUCUUGAUCGCUCCUACAUGUAUUAUCGCUGGGUUAGGAAUGACGGCUGGUAUGGAUAUUUUGUCUGUACAUGGUGCCACUGGCGACUACCACACCGACUUUGAUGCCAAGGCAGAUGCAGCUUUUAAAGCACUAACUGGGCCAGUGUAUGAUUUUGGGUUUCUUCACAUCAAGGCUGUAGAUGAUGCUGGUCAUGAUCGUAAUGUGUCUCUCAAGGUCAGCUUUUUGGAGAAGAUAGACGAGAUGAUCGGUUCUUUGGUGACUCGAUUAAGCGAGGUUGAGAUGGCCAAUGAUGAAAAGUACACUAUCAUUGUGACAAGUGAUCAUUCUACACCAGUACUUUAUGGUGAUCACAGCUGUGAACCAGUACCAUUCUGUAUAUGUAGUGUAGAAGACUGUGUGCGCGGACAACAAAGUGACCUGACUAUUGAAUUUAACGAGACCGAGGCUGCCAAAGGUAGUCUAGGACGAUUUUGUGGAGACCAGGUCAUGAAGAUUGCAAAGAGCUACAUGGCUAUUAAUAAAUAG